CGAAAAAGCUGUCAAGAUCAAAAUUAAAUAAUUAAACAAUUAUGUCAAAAAAUUAUUAAUAACUCUUUCCGUACAGCAAUAGCUGCUGUAACAAUUCCAUAACAAAAGGAAGAAGGGUACAGAAUGAAGGAACAAUGAUAACGUCAUGCUGCGCAAUCUUACUACAAAAUGGAACAGUUUAAAAAAAAUUAGGACGACAAUGUUUCGUCCAUUGUAUAAUCCAAGAACUUAUUCGGAAAGACGUCGAAGAACCGGCACUGGCCGAAAAAGAGACAUUUUUGAAGAAAAGGGGGCGGCUAGUGAAGACGAAUAUUUCCGAAGGGAAACCGCGAGACAACUACAAGAGCUCAGAGAGAAGCAAGAGCAACUUAAAGAAGAAAAGAAGAAUAAAAAAGCAAAGGAAAAUGAUAAAGCAACGGAAAAAGAAAAGUAAAAGCUCGAUUAAUCCAAUAAAACCAAAUAUAAGAGACAAAAAAAUAAUGAAAUACAUAGAAAUAUAUUACAGUAAAAC
Molecule: messenger RNA, 511 nt
Organism: Monomorium pharaonis (pharaoh ant)
Lineage: Eukaryota; Metazoa; Arthropoda; Insecta; Hymenoptera; Formicidae
Exons: 2
Coding region: 146-433 (95 amino acids)
Source: RefSeq, a predicted model, not a curated record